Colletotrichum fioriniae is the source of this 738-nucleotide messenger RNA. Lineage: Eukaryota; Fungi; Ascomycota; Sordariomycetes; Glomerellales; Glomerellaceae. The record is from RefSeq and is a predicted model, not a curated record.
AUGCCCAGCAUCGCUCGGUUCCGCACGCUAUGGGGCAUUGCUCCGGGCGACAACUUCGCCGAUUGGAAAGCUCUGUUUCCCGAUCUCAAGGCCAAGGGCUACACCGGAGUCGAAAUUGACUACAGAGACGUCCCCGCCGAGCAACUACCCGAACUGAGACGCAUACUUGAUCAGUUUGAUUUCCAGCUUGUCGCACAGCCACCCGGCCUGACGCCAAAAGACCACCUGGAUCACUAUCGCAAGCAACUAGAACGUGCCCAAGUUCUCAAGCCCGUGAAAGUCAACGCCCAGUCUGGAAGCGACAUCUGGACUCUCGACCAGUCCGUCGAGUUCUACCAAGGCACAUUCAAGAUCGACGAGGAACUGGGGUUCGCUGGACGGGUGACACACGAGACACACCGAAAUCGAUCCAUGUUCAACCCGUACGCGGCAAAGUACAUUUUGGAAAGAGUGCCAAACCUUCGCAUAACCGCCGACAUCUCCCACUGGGUCGUCGUGUCAGAGCGUCUGCUGGACGAGUCCGUAGAAGACCAAGCGAUUCUGGAAAAGAUCAUCCCGCAUAUCUACCACGUCCACGCCCGCAUCGGCACAACACAGGCCUCGCAGUGCGCCGACCCUUCAGAUCCAAUCUACAAGCCCGAAAGGGAGUUCUUUGAGCGAUUCUGGACAAAGGUCAUUCAACACAGCGCGACUCGCGGCGCCGAUUAUCAGAUUUCUUUUACGCCUGAAUACGGGUGA